AAGGACUCACUCGAAUUUAUGCGAUUAGAUCCGUCUCGGAAGUACGUCGUGUAUCCGGGUGCAGCUCUUGGCUCGGUGCGGUGCGGUGCGGUGCGGUGGAAUGAUUCAAUCGAAUUGAUCACAGAAACCUGGCGUAGCAAUGCAGCAUGAACCGGCGCUAUGAAGCUCGAAUUUUUUGCUAUGAACUGGGGUGCUAUUGGGAGGGGCGAGAGGCAGUCAUCACAACAACAGCACCACAACCAUGAAACUUGUGUCACUUGCCCUGCGCCAGAGAUUCGAUUCAAUCGUGGAUACUCAGUCAGUAUCCACGGAUGGAUUGAGCACUCCCAAGGACUGCAUGAAAACCUCCUCACCUCACCCGAGACUCGACUCCUAUAUGUCAACUCCGCUCCAGCAGCAAUGAGGUCGCUGCCUGUACACCUAUUGGCUUCAUACAAUCAAAUUGGCCAUACAUCAACUCCUAACGCUUCCAAAUCUUCCAAUGCUAUCAAUGUCCGCCACCAGUGAUCCGGCGGUUCCAAACUCCGGAAUGGAGUAUCGAUUGAAUCCAACUUCGUCUUCGUGUUCUACAGUACUAUAGAAGUUUUGGCACAAAAUCAAUCGGACAAAACCAAGACGGCACAGAGAUACUCAACAGAACCAACACUACAAUUCUGCGAUAAUCAUGGCCCGGGACUUCUUUACACCAGUCGAUUUGAGGUUCUAUCCGCGCAGAAUCACGGCAAUCUUGAACAACCUUCAUCGUUCGCAGCCCGAUGGAAUUUCCAUCGUUAUGUGUUGGCAUCAACUUGAGGCCAUCGGCGCCCCUCGAAACGCUGAAGAUGCGGCCGUACGGGCGUCAUUGCAGAGGGACUUCGAUGAGAUUUUGACUACUGUGGCCAGUUUACCCAGCCUUCAAAAGGUGAAACUGUCCCUGUCACCGAAAGACGGUCGAGGAAUCCGUGUGCACACCGCAGAAGUAGUUGCCCGAUUGCUCAAUCGCUUUCCCAAGAAGAUUAAGUCUCUUACUUUCACAGAAGCAAUACUGGAAGGAACCUUCUCAGAUUUUGUGGAAGCACUUUCUUACCAAGAGUCCUUGACGACUAUUCGCCUCCAAAACGUCAGUCCUACGCCAACUGAUCAAUCUCAAGGAGUACCAGCGUUGCUCUCUGCCGCGGCUUCUCUCCCACGCUUGGAACACUUUGAAUUUUCCAGCGGACCACUUACCUUCAUUGCAGACAACCCCUCGGCUAUUGCAGAUGCAUUGGGAAGCUUGGGCAGAAGCCCAACCUUGACUCAUUUGGAUCUGAAUGGCUGUUGCUCCUAUCGUAAUUGUGAUAUUCUGAUCCCUCUGAUCCAAGCCCUUGGAGACUCGGAAUUUCGACUCGUCACUUUGAAUCUGGGAGGCUGUACUCCUGGUUAUAAAAAGGCCCGCUUGUAUCAAUCCGUGGGACAUAUGCUUCAAGCGAAUGAUACAUUGCAGCUCCUCAGCUUGCCAUACACUCGAGAAGACGAUACAUGCAUUCUCCCUGUCAUCCACUCACUGAAGGCGAACCGUUCAUUGAAGGGUUUGGAAUUUGUCGAAAACGAUCGUGAAGAUCAAGUGCGACUUGGUGAAGGGGUGUGCACGAGCCUUCAUGGAGUAUUGCGGGAGUACAAUUACACGCUCAGGAUGAUUGUGUUCCCCGAUUUGUCCAACUACAAAUCGUUCUUGUCCUGUGAGUUUUACCUGAGGCUCAAUCGGGAAAAAGAGCUAAGGCUCUUACGAAACCCUAACCAUCCUUCGACUCGCGAGGACUGGGUGAGAGCUCUCUUGGAACACAAAUUUCAUCUGAGUACAGUAUACUUUUUCCUGCGAAUGAACCCACUUUUGGUCGCCAAUCCCACUUGUGCUGCAUUCAGCAAUGUUGAAGACCACGACGUAUCCCACCGUUUGAAGCGUCGGAAGUUUGAGUGAUCUCCUGCGGUGACAGUGGUGCGGACCAGCAUCGAACCGUUCAACGCAGCUACAAGUUCUGGCUAGAUGGUUCGCUGUUUCUUUGGCACCAGACCAUGCUACAAUCAGCCUCGUGUGUUUGUUCGGCGGUCUGAUGAAGGGACCAGAUGGAGAUGAGUAACUACGAGCAAGUACGAGCACCUCUGUCUACGAUGUUUUAAUCAAACUAUAAAAAAGACUUUGAAAGCUUGCCAGUC
Messenger RNA from Seminavis robusta, 2172 nucleotides. Lineage: Eukaryota; Bacillariophyta; Bacillariophyceae; Naviculales; Naviculaceae. The record is from the annotation of a GenBank genome assembly.